This is a messenger RNA of Colossoma macropomum (tambaqui), 1903 nucleotides long. It is a transcript of the gene pdp2, whose product is annotated as putative pyruvate dehydrogenase phosphatase isoenzyme 2. Gene Ontology annotation, biological process: protein dephosphorylation. The transcript has 2 exons. Bases 118 to 1713 code for a protein of 531 amino acids. The record is from RefSeq and is a predicted model, not a curated record. NCBI's taxonomy places the organism in Eukaryota, Metazoa, Chordata, Actinopteri, Characiformes, Serrasalmidae. Gene Ontology annotation, molecular function: protein serine/threonine phosphatase activity; cation binding.
CCGUAAACGAAAUGUAGAGCGAGAGACGCUAGACCCGGGGCGGAAAUCAUUCAUUGAUUUUGACAGGAUUUCCAGAUGAAGGAGCUCCAGACUUGCUUUCUGUAAAUACAGGCAGUGAUGUCUUCUAACAUGUGCACAAGACUUUUGUGCCAUGUUGGCAGUGGCAGACUGUCUGUCUGUUUCUCAGCUGGCUGGUAUGCUCUUUCUUCCUUGUCCUGCCAUUCUAAAGUCUUGCACUCCCAGGCCCGGGCCAGCUCCUCUCAUGGUAGAAGGUCAGAUGGUGACUCAAGCCAAGGCAGAGUGCAGGGACUGUCUACUCCUAUACGAGAACUGGACUUCCAGUUGAGCAGGCUGCAGAUUGAUGGAGUACUGCGUGCUAAUGAGCAAUCUGUGCGUAUUCCAGAGUUUGACAGGCGUGGUGGUCCAAGCCCUGUGCUGAAGUUUGAGAGUAAUCAGCUUGCAGCCAAUUCUCCAUUAGAGGACAGGCGCAGCACUGCCACUUGCUUGCAAACUCGGGGCAUAUUAUUUGGUGUGUUUGAUGGUCAUGGUGGUCAUGCAUGUGCUCAGGUUGUUAGUGAGCGGCUGCAUUAUUAUAUUGCUGUGGCGAUGAUGUCUGAGUCUGGCUUGGAAGACCUGGAAGCUGCAAUGGAGACCCUACGCCCUGUGCCCCCGAUCCUGCAGUGGUACAAACACCACAAUGACUAUAACUACCGCGAAUCUGCUUCUCUGUAUGUCAAUCACUUGCGCGUUUACUGGCAGGAACUGCUUGCAAGUGAAGAACACGGUGAUGGAAUGAGCCCAAGUGAAGCCCUUAGUUAUGCUUUUCAGCGCUUGGACACGGAUCUCUCCUUGGAAGCUCAGGUUCCACUGGCGAGUGAUCUUAUGCGUAACACGGCUGUCCAGGCUGCUUUUGCAGGCUGCACAGCAUGUGUUGCUCACGUGGGACCCGAGGGCAUAUAUGUGGCGAAUGCUGGAGACUGCCGGGCUGUGUUGGGGGUGCAAGAGAGUGAUGGGAGUUGGAGUGCUCUGCCUCUUUCACAGGACCACAAUGCUGCCAACACAGCUGAACUACAGCGGGUACGUUCACAGCACCCAUCGAGUGAGCACCAAACGGUCAUCGUAGAUGAUAGGCUGCUGGGGGUACUGAUGCCAUUGCGUGCAUUUGGGGACGUUCGCUUUAAGUGGUGUCGUGAGCUGCAGCAGAGCGUGCUGGAGAGUGGAGGCUGUGACUUGGAGGCACUGAACCUCUAUCAGUACGCUCCGCCGAACUACCUCACACCACCUUACCUAGAGGCCACACCAGAGGUCACCUAUCAUCGUCUCCGGCCACAGGACCGUUUUAUGAUCCUGGCGUCGGACGGUUUGUGGGAUGAACUGGACAACGAGGAGGCAGUCAGGCUGGUGGCAGAACACUUGACAGGCAUUCACCUGCAGGCACCGGUCUCUGCCAGCCAGCGGCAAAUCAGUCUGGGACAGAUGCACCAGUUGUUGCUACGCCGACGGGCACGUGCGACGCCGGCCCUUGACGUGAAUGCAGCCACUCAUCUGAUUCGCCAUGCUCUUAGCACCAAUGAGUACGGAGAGAUGGACCAGGAGAGGCUGGCAGCCAUGCUCACACUGCCAGAUGACCUGGCACGCAUGUAUCGAGAUGAUAUUACAGUCACUGUUGUAUAUUUUAACUCCAGUCUAAACAAACCAUCCCGGAAUAAUUAGUACAUUUAUGAAGUCCACUGAUUAACAUUAAUCAUGUCAGUUUAUUUAUAGAAGCUAAUGUAACCUAAGUAGUGUUUAUUAAAAUAUAAGUAUAUGUUUCCUGUUAUGUCAUUUACUGGUAUGUUCAGUGUUUCUCUGUGAUCUGUUGUGAGCGUUUAGGUUGCUGUUUUAUCACACACACGCACGCACA